AAACAAAGUUUCACGGCAAAUAUCUGAAGCAUCUCACCGAGCAGGAGCUCCAUCGCAGCCUGUAAAUGAGGCAGAGUGAUAGUUCAUGAAGCUUACGGGAAUUUCCAAUGGCAGCGCGUAUUGUCUGGUUGCAGUCAAACUUAGAGACAAAACCCCCUCAAAGCCGUCCCCUCUGAGCUGGACCCAGUCAUUGUUUAUUGUGUUCAGCGGUUCCAGAUAAAGCUCCAUUUUCAGCGGGCACUGACGCAGCACAUCGGCUGGGCCUGUCAUUUACCUGCGUUUUCUCCAAAUACACCAGCGCUCGUUGAAGAGAUGGAUCUUUGCUGGCCUGAAGUCAGUGUCCCCCUGAUCCUAAUGUUGAAGAGGAGCGUCUGUCUGCAUCAUGAGGACUGCAGGGCUGCUGUUUUUUGUGGCGCUGUGUGCGCUGAGCGUCGCAGCUUCGUUGAAAAUCUGCGCCUUUAACGUUCAGAGCUUUGGGGAAUCAAAGGCAAACAACAGGAGGGUCAUGGAGAUCCUACUGAAGGUUAUGUCUCGGUAUGACGUGUGCCUCAUUCAAGAGGUCAGAGACUCAAAAGGAGAAAUAAUAAAGGCUUUGGUUAAAGAUCUUAACAGAUUUGACAAAUCUAACUCCUACUCUUAUGUGGAAAGUGAAAGGCUGGGGAGGAAGAGCUACAAGGAGCAGUAUGUCUAUAUUUACAGGAACAACGUCCUAAAGGUCAAGGAGCUUUACCAGUAUCCUAAGCUGGCAGAAGAGGGGAACAAUGAAACCGAUGUUUUCUCCAGGGAGCCUUUUAUCAUCCGCUUUCACUCUCCUACUACAUUGGUGAAGGAUUUUGUCCUAAUCGGACAGCACACGUGUCCAAAAACUGCCCUGAAGGAGAUCGAUGAGCUGUACACCGUCGUCAAAGGGAUUUACAAAAAGUGGAAGACAGAUAAUGUGAUGAUACUGGGGGACCUGAACGCCGGCUGCAGCUACGUCACCAUCAAAGGCUGGAAGGCCGUGCGCUUGAGGAGCGACCCCAGAUUUCACUGGUUAAUUGGAGACGAGGAAGACACCACUGUCAGGGAGAAGACGCACUGCGCCUACGACAGGAUCAUCGUGCAUGGACAGGAGAUGAGGUCCGGCAUCGUGCACGGUUCAGCUCAACCAUUCAACUUUAAAGAGAAAUAUCAUCUCACAGAGGCAGAGGCCCUUGAAGUUAGUGACCAUUUUCCUGUGGAAGUUGACCUGAAGCCCAGCCACCGUUACCUCCUCCGAAAUGAGCUGUAGAUCACUCCAGAUGGACACUAAAAUCCUCCUCUUUUUUUUCUUUUACAAUUUGUUUAACUCUGUUAUAAUCAAUUAAAUCAAUAAACAGAA
This is a messenger RNA of Cololabis saira (Pacific saury), 1360 nucleotides long. It is a transcript of the gene dnase1l1l, whose product is annotated as deoxyribonuclease I-like 1-like. NCBI's taxonomy places the organism in Eukaryota, Metazoa, Chordata, Actinopteri, Beloniformes, Belonidae. Gene Ontology annotation, molecular function: DNA nuclease activity. Gene Ontology annotation, cellular component: nucleus. The record is from RefSeq and is a predicted model, not a curated record. The transcript has 9 exons. Gene Ontology annotation, biological process: DNA catabolic process. Bases 383 to 1270 code for a protein of 295 amino acids.